Oryza brachyantha (malo sina) is the source of this 4153-nucleotide messenger RNA. RefSeq lists its product as uncharacterized. Lineage: Eukaryota; Viridiplantae; Streptophyta; Magnoliopsida; Poales; Poaceae. The transcript is spliced from 3 exons. Bases 667 to 3837 code for a protein of 1056 amino acids. The record is from RefSeq and is a predicted model, not a curated record.
GCGUGGAGCCGAGUGGAGCGGAGCGGAGGGGAUCGAUCCAGUCCCGACCCAGUCCAGUGCGGGUGGUCCAUUUGGUUCCUCUCGCUCUCUGCUAUCCCCCCUUCUGGGCUUGCUCACACCGUUCCACUCAACACCAUCUGCUGUCCGGCGAGCACCCGUCUCCUUCCUGCCCUGCAAGGAUCUUCCACUGAGAGGUGCUGACUGGACUGCCGCAGGCUGGAGAGGUGCGACCUAUUACGGGCUCCAUUUGGUUCCUUCACUUGCUGGCAAGGGAGUUCUAGCUUGCUUGGAUGGUUUGUUCCAGAUUGCUUCCUUGGUGUGUGCUACCGAGCCCGAAUCAUUCUUUCUGAAAUUUUUUGACUAAGACAAAUGGUCAAACGCAACUACAAAAGUCAAUGGUGCCGAAUUAAAAAAACGGAGGUAGUAAUAUUAUUUGUGGGAUCCACAUAUCUGUAUUUUCCCUGUGCUACUGAUGAUGUGGUAGGGGAAUAUUUUCAGUUUAUGAAUUAUUUUCCAAUUCCAAAUUUGCAGAGCCUAAUGCAUCAAGGGUUGUAGCUGUACAUCUACUUUCAAACAGUAUUUGAUGUAGAGCAUGUGUCAGUGGAUACUCAUUUCCAAGAAAGAUCAUUUCAUGUGAGGUCUUCUGUGGUGUAUUGUGCAAAGACUAUGAUGGAGUGCAAUAGAGAAGAGGCCUUUAGGGCCAGGGAAGUUGCUGUAAGAAUGAUGGAAAACAAAGACUUCAAUGGUGCCCAAAGGAUUGUACUUAAAGCUCAAAAGCUUUUCCCAGAGCUUGAUAACAUAUCCCAGCUGUUAAAUAUAUGCCAUGUGCAUUGUGCAGCAGAGGCAAGAGUAAAUGGAGAUACAGAUUGGUAUGGAAUCCUUCAAGUGGAGGCAACAGCGGAUGAUGCUACCAUAAGAAAGCAAUACCGCAAGCUUGCCUUUUCACUUCAUCCUGACAAAAAUAGUUUUGUUGGUUCGGAAGCUGCUUUCAAGUUGGUUGCUGAAGCUCAUUCACUAUUGUGUGACCCAACAAAACGGCGUCUUUAUGACAUCAAAAGGAAUAAUAUUCCCAGAAGAGCUCCAAAGCAAGCUAGAAAUCCAGCAAAGAAAACUGAGGCAAAUAAAUACAGUGCACCUGUAUAUGGACAGGCAUUUUGGACGAUAUGUCCACAUUGCCACAUGCAAUAUCAAUACUACAACAAUGCCAUAAAUACUACUGUCUGUUGUCUGAACUGCAAAAGGAAUUUUUUUGCGUACAACCUGAAGGAACAGCCUGUGCCUACACCAACUGUGCCCUAUAGUUCUCAAUUUCCAGGAAAUAUGUUUCCAAAUCAACAGCGUGACCCUGUCAGUCAACAGGGUCACCCUGUGAAGCUUUCUUGCACAGGGGGAAACACAGAUGUGAAGCCAGGGACAAAUAGCAGGGCAGGCAGUGAUACGAGAACUAUUCAGUCAGAGAUGACAAAGGGGAAAGUUCAAUUUCCAGCAAAGAAUCAAGAUAAAUAUUCUGCACAAACAGCAAAUGGGAAUAUGGGUGGAUGCUCAAUACCAGACUCUGCUGGCCCAGACACUGUUGAUAGGCAGAAGUCAGGUACAGAAGGUGCAUCUGUUGCACCUAAUGCUAGGAAUGUGCCUUGUAGUUUGAAGCUUUCUUCUACAGCUGGAAGCACAGAUGUGAAACGUAAUGUGGCACAGUGGAAUGGAAACGCAAAAGAGGAUAGCAGCACAAGUGUUGAGAAGAAAGCUAACCAGUCAAUGGUGAAUCAAAGAAAAUCUUCUGCCCAAAUUGCAAAUGAGAAUGCCAGUGGAAGAUUGAUGCCAGACCCUGCUGAUCUAAAUGCUUUUGAUGGAAAGAACUUUGGUACAGAAGAUGCAUCUACAGUGCCCAAUUCUGCAGUACCCUCUAGUCUCUGGAGAUCAGCUAGGAGAAAGCAAGAUGCUGGUGACAACUGCAGCCUGAACUCCAAUGUCAAAAAGAGGCAAAAGAAGAAUACUGUGCUAUCUAAUGUUGACAUGAACUGCCAGCAAAUAUUCAACGAUUGUGCCACUAGUGGUGACAAACAAUCUGCUCCACCUCACGUGUCGAGCACAGUAGAGAUUCAAGAUAAAUCAAAAGUUACAGAUGCAAAUGGUAAGGACAGCCCCAAGGCAGAACCUAUUGAUACUGUUGGUAAGAAUGAACCUUCUUAUUCUGUAAAACUUUCGUUCCCUGAUCCAGAUUUCUAUGAUUUUGAGAAGCUCAGGGAUAUCAACAUGUUCGCAGUUGGUCAGAUAUGGGCCCUUUAUGACAACCUUGAUGGCAUGCCAAGAUUUUAUGCUCGAAUUAAACAUUUUGAUGCAUCCAAUUUCAAAGCUCAUCUCACUUGGUUGGAAUACAAAGCAGUGAGUGAAGAAGAGAAGAAAUGGACUGAUGAAGAACUACCUGUUGCUUGUGGCAAGUUUUGCUUAGGAACAACAGAGGUAUCACAUGACAGACUCAUGUUCUCUCACAUUGUUUCAUGGACUAAAGGCAAAAGGAGGAAUACCUAUGAAGUAUAUCCUACUAAGGGUGAGGUAUGGGCUCUUUACAAGUAUUGGAGCAUGCAGUGGAAUUCAGAUGCAGACAGCCAUCGAUCUUAUGUGUACGAGGUUGUCAAAAUCUUGUCAAAUUUCUCGGUUAAUGAUGGCAUCGCUGUUGUCCCAUUGGUCAGGAUUAAAGGCUUUGUCAGUUUAUUUGCGACAGCUAAAGACAAACCCACAAUGGUGGUAGCAUCAAGCGAAUUGCUUCGAUUUUCUCACAGUAUCCCCUGUUACAGGACAAAUGGAAACGAGAAAGUAGGUGCCCCAGCAGGAUUUAUGGAACUUGACACUGCUUGUCUCCCCAAUGAUAUGGAUAUAAUAUUUCCUUCUGUUCCAAUGGAAUCAUAUAUCUCUCUUGGCAAGAAAGAGGCCAGUACAAACAUUGAUCUGACCAAUGACAGUACAAGCAGUAGAAUGGAUCCUGGAAAUGAGAAAAAGGAGAAUAUCUCUGAAGCACAUAUUUCCCACCUGGUGACUACAGAAAAUCAUGAAAGUCUUUCUCCUGAGAAGGACACAUCCUUGUCGAAAAAUUACCACAGUGCCUAUGGUUUUGGCAAUUCUUCCGAGCCAAGCUGUCCCUCCCCAAGUAUAUAUUCAUAUCCUGACUCGGAAUUCCAUAACUUUGAAGAAGGCCGCAGAUGUGAGAAGUUUGAACCUGGACAAAUUUGGGCUUUAUACAGUGAUACUGAUAAAUUCCCCAAGUUCUAUGGUUGGAUAAGCAAAGUUGAGCUAGAGCCAUUCAGAGUGCAUUUGAUCUGGCUUGAGGUUUGUCCUGAACAGGAGCAGGAGAAACAGUGGUUGGAGCAGGAUAUACCAGUCUCCUGUGGUAAAUUUAAAAUUCGGAACUGGAAAACAAAGUAUGACACUGUUGAUACUUUCUCUCAUUUAGUACACACGGGACAGCUGGGCACAAAGUGGCAGAUUGAAAUUCUUCCGCGAGUAGGUGAAAUUUGGUCCAUCUACAUGAACUGGACAUCUGACUGUGACUGGACUCCUUCCACCGUAGAUACCUGCGAGUUCGCCAUUGGAGAGAUUGUUGAGCGCACGGAAGCAAGUAUAAAAUUUUCUUUCCUGACCCAAAUUAAUGGCUACAGAGCGGUGUUUAAGCCUGACAAGCGAAAGGCACUUUUGGAGAUAUCUACAAGAGAUCGCUUGAGGUUUUCUCACCGAAUUCCCUCCUUCCUUUUGACAGAACAAAGAGGUGGCAAGCUCCGUGGCUUCUAUGAGCUUGAUCCAGCCUCUGUUCCUGACGUUUUCCUGUAUAGGAACACCCCAUGACUUAUCAAUGUCAAAGCAGACUCUUGAAAUAGUAGAGCUGAAAAUGGUCUUAAUUAUAAUAUAUCUUAUGUAUGCUGCUAUCCAUUUUCUGUGUACAUGUAUGCCUGAUCUGUAGUCUAUUCAGACCCUCUAAAUUCUGAGCCCUCUGUUGGCAAUUGUCGUGUUUCGCCCCCAGGGAUAAGUAACAUUACUCUAUUUCAGGGGCCCCUUCAGCCCUGUUACUGGUUUCCCAGCAAUGAAGCAAUCCUGUGGAAGGGGUUCCAGUCAGUAUCUCUCUUUCAGAAGUUUUAUGCGCUCAACGUUUUUGCACGUGGCU